UUCGUGUGCCUGGUCUGUACGCGAGCGUUUGCUCGCCAGGAACAUUUGAAGCGUCACGAACGAUCACACACGCGGGAAAAGCCGUUUGACUGCGGGAUCUGCUCCCGUAAGUUCUCACGCCGUGACUUACUCCUUCGCCACGCCCAGAAGUUGCACGCAGGC
Babjeviella inositovora NRRL Y-12698 is the source of this 162-nucleotide messenger RNA. Its product is annotated as C2H2-type zinc finger protein. The record is from RefSeq and is a predicted model, not a curated record. Gene Ontology annotation, biological process: regulation of transcription by RNA polymerase II. The annotation marks the transcript as partial. Lineage: Eukaryota; Fungi; Ascomycota; Pichiomycetes; Serinales. The transcript has a single exon. Gene Ontology annotation, cellular component: chromatin. Gene Ontology annotation, molecular function: DNA-binding transcription factor activity, RNA polymerase II-specific; RNA polymerase II cis-regulatory region sequence-specific DNA binding.